Sparassis crispa is the source of this 1416-nucleotide messenger RNA. RefSeq lists its product as hypothetical. Lineage: Eukaryota; Fungi; Basidiomycota; Agaricomycetes; Polyporales; Sparassidaceae. The record is from RefSeq and is a predicted model, not a curated record. The coding region runs from base 1 to 1416 and encodes 471 amino acids. The transcript is spliced from 3 exons.
AUGUUCUCGACACCUUACUCUCAUGCCGCUUCAAUGCACGGAAUGUGGCCACUCGCCGACUCUCACCCAACCGUUGACAAUUCGAACAACGUUGCCUCGGACCUGUUUGGGACCAUCGGAUAUGCCGCAGAGCCUUUCAAUCUGCCACUGGGAGGCACAGAGUGGGAUAUCGGCCCAUGGUGGCAUAGCCAGAGCCACAACAAGUCUGAGGCCACUCUGUCAGACGAGUCGUUAGAGCUCCUCUUGGGUCCCGAACCCGAGAAGGUCCCCGAUUUUGUGCCCUUCCCCGACUUUGCACCUGCCUUCGAUUUCGACCCUGCCGAAUUCGUGGCCGCUGCGUCGCCGCCACUGAUCUCCUCUCCCUUGAUGUUCUUCUCCGCUCCUGAACCUGCGCCCCACCCUGUCCAUAAUGCGCCGACUCCACCCGCUCAUCCACUCCUACCUAUGGCCACAGUGGUCUCCGGUUCUGUACCGAGCACCGUUCCUUCACUUCCUCUCCCUGCCGCCCCCGCCCCGGUUUCGCCGAUCACGUCCACCCCCAGUUCUGCACCUACGACUGGAAAGAGAACGAAGCGCGCGCUGUCCGACAGUGACUCUGCUGAGAGUUCGCAAACAGCGGCCAGGCCAGCGAAGAAGGCUCGGAAGUCAAAGGCAGUAGUUGAGGCCACCGAUGUGGCUGCCACGGACAAUAAUUAUGCAUCGCCGACGGUCAGUACUCUGCUGCACAUCAUGCAGGGGUUCGCGACGAAGCACUGGAGCACUCCGCGUGAGGUGAUCGAUCUGACGACCGACGAGGAUCACCCGACGAUCUUGAAGGAGACCACGAGGGAGCUCGGCGAGUUCACCAAGAGGGUUCUCGCAGAAUCUGUUCCGAAGGGUGCUCGCGGUGGGCGAAUGUGUGGCCCUGCGAAGUUUGCAGUGGCUCCAACACCCUCACCGGUUCUAGAGUCCAGGGCUGUAUCCUCCGUGACGGCGGCGACAGGUUGCAAGAGUAGAGCGACUGCGACGGACUCGAGCGAUGGUCGACAAGAUGCGGUCCCUGCAGCGAAGAGGAAGACUAGGGCUCCGCGGAAGAAGAGGAAUGCGGGAGUGGCGAGCAAGGGGAAAGCUGUGGAAGGGAAGGAUGGUUCACCGCAUGCCACGAAGGGAACAGCGACCACUUCAUCGUCGAAUGUUCGUGCGAAGGGCAAGCGGCCGGUGCGUAAUGUGGGCCCACCUACCAUUCCUCCUCCCGUGAUAGCUAUGCCUGUCGACUUCAUCCACCGUCCUCGUUCGUCUACAAGUGCCAGCAGUGCAGCGGGCAGUACCGGGUCGUCAAACGGUUCUACGGCUUCCGCGCCUGUCAAGAGCACAUUGGCGAUCCCGAUGCCCGUCGUGGCUAGCAAGGUCAUGUUCGACAUCUUCAGCCAGCGGUGA